UGACAGAAUGCUGGAACCACCAAACUUCCCUUGGUUGCCUUCUUCAUCUUCUUCUUCCUCCCCUUUCCCGCGAAAGGGCCACUCCCGCUGCAUCCUCGACGCCUACCCAGCUAUCCUCAUCUCCUCCUCCAUUAAACUCCAGCCCUCGCCCCCUUUUUAAAUCCACCGACCAAACUUCCUGAACCUUGCCAACAGUACAGAGGCCUCGCUUGUUCAUCUUCGUCUCGGCUCUGCCUGAACCUUAGCGCCAUGGACGGCAGUGGUGUGCGCCGGAUUUAAGCUUUGUUUAGGCUGAUGGGUCUUCAUGCUUCGGUUCAUCUUCGUCUCGGCUCUGGAGUUCUUGUAAGCAGUGGACGAAACGAUGAAACUUGAAGUGAAGAACUGAAGAUCCUGUUGAGUUGGUGGUUGGUACAUUUCAAGUGAAGAACUGAAGAAUCGUAGAGGGAACAAUGUCGGAGAUGGAAGGAGCUCUGAGAUCCUGCAUGGAGCAGCUGCUCAUCGCCAGGGAGGAGCGGGAGCAGAUCAUCGUGGAGGCGGCCAGCGAGAUCUCCUCGGAGAAGAAGAAAGCGCGGGAGCUCCAGCGGAAGCUCGACGCCGCGACCAAGAAGGCCGCGAAGCUCGCCGCCGAGAACAGCAGCCUCGCCAAGGCCCUCGACGCCAAGGACGCGGCGAUCGGCGAGCUGAGGGAGUCCAAGUCGGCCUCCGACGGCGAGCUCGCCGGCGCGAGGGCGAGGCUGGACGCGGCGCAGAAGCAGGCGGCGUCGCUGCAGUACGAGGUGCGGAUGCUGCAGAAGGAGCUGGAGAUCAGGGGCCAGGAGCGGGAGUACGACCUCCAGUCCGUCGACGCGUCGCGCCGGCAGCAGGCGGAGAGCCAGAAGAAGAUCGCGCUGCUGGAGGGCGAGUGCCAGCGGCUGCGCGCCAUGGUGCGGAAGCGCCUCCCGGGCCCCGCCGCCAUCGCCAAGAUGAGGGACGAGGUGGACCAGCCGGCGACACCCAGAAGGUCGCGCUCCGUGGCGCCGAUGUCGCCGCGGUCCGUGGCGCCGGCGGCGCCGAUGACACCCAUGUCGACGUCGGCGCGGCCGAUGACUCCCACCAUGUCAGCGCGGCCAAUGACGCCCAUGUCGGCGCGGCCGAUGACGCCGCGCCGUGCCGCCGCGGCGGAGCACGAGACGCCCGCGGCGGCGGCCAAGCUGCGCGCCGUCGAGGACGAGAACAAGGCGCUGAAGCAGACGCUGGCGAAGAGGGACGCCGAGCUGCAGUUCGUGCAGAUGAAGUACGCCGACGAGGCGUGCAAGCUCUCCGUGCUGCAGCGGCAGCUCAGCGAGCUGACCGAGGAGAACAAGCAGCUGAGCGACGCCCAUGGCCAGACGGAGUCGUGGGCCUCCGCGCUGAUCUCCGAGCUGGAGCAGUUCAGGGCCGCGAAGCUGCAGGGAGCAGCAGCAUCUGAGAUGAGCUUGCUCGACGAUUUCGCCGAGAUCGAGAGGUUGGAGAUGGCUUCAGGUGGCCAAGGAUUGAGAUCGCCCAAGAAUGCGCAUUCGGAAGCGAUUUCUUCAGAGAAGAAUGAUAAAGACACUGUCCUAGAAAAUGGUAUCUCUAUCUCCAAUGGCCAGCCUGAAUGGGUUCAGGAUAUGUGCAAGCUUGUGAUGCAGAAGCAUGAAACCAGUGGGGAAAACAUUGACACAAUUCUUGAGGAGAUAACUCGUGCAUUGGAUCAGAGUGCUAAUAAUCAGAAAGGAGAUGAUUUGAAUGGAUCAUAUGACUGGAGCAUAAUGAAGGAAAUGGUGUUCAGCCUGACUGAAAAGAUCACCUCUGUUAUUGGCAUAUCUGAAGAAGGCAAUGUUGCAAGUUCUCAAAAAUUGCUGCUUGACAGGUCUGAAUUUUGUGCUCGCCUUGAGCAUUUGGUCCAUGUCUGUCAUGAUCUACUGCAUGGUAAAACUGACCUUGAAAAGUUUGUGCAUGAGGUUUGUUUGGUUCUAGAGUAUAUAAUCAACCAGUACAAGAAUAUAUCAUUCCAAGAACAACCAGACACUGUGAAUAAUAAUACAGAGAAUUUGGAUGGAGAGGAAUCAUUUGGUAACAUGAAUGGUGGAUGUGACAUAAAAAGUCCGAAAUCAUCAUCUGCUCCAGACAUACAAACUGAAGCACUGGAAGAAUCAAUUCAGUCGGUAGAAGGCCGAAAAACAGAUCAUAUUUUGGUUAACCAAGAAGAGAGUCAACUUGAUGAAGAACUCACAAGAGUUAUACUAGACCAGGACGAGAAAAUCAGUCAGGAGAACUCAGCAUCCUGUGAGAUAGAAAGCCCCCAUGAUCAUCCAAGUGCUGAAACCCUGGCAGAGAAAGAGGAAAAGCAUUUAGCAUCAAGUUCAGAGAUAUCAGCAGCGGCUGAGAAGCUUGCAGAGUGUCAGGAAACCAUCACAAAUCUAAGCAGGCAGCUGCGAGCUCUCAAGAGUCCGGCGGUUUCAGGCAAUCUAGACAGCCCAAUGUCCAACUCCAGACCAAGCUCAUCUGACUACAAGCCCCAGUCACUUGCAUGCAUUCUUGCUGAAGGGGAGGACUCCAGCACUGAGGAUGCCAUUUCUCCUGCAACCAAAGAGGUGCACUCCAAGAAAGAGCCUGAUGCUGCAUCACGGAAAAGCGUAGCACAAGAUGGUAGUGUUAAUGCUGCCCUCAAAGCUGUCGAAGAGGAAUUAACACAAACCGUUGUUCAUCCGAUCUUCCCAGAGCCAUCCCAAGAGAUUAUUUCUGCUGAUCUCAAGAAGAAGAGACGGAGCCCCAGCUUGCUGGGCAGGAUAAUGUUCAGAAAGAAAGUGGAAGGCAGCUAGGUCAUGCUGCUGAUCUGGUGGAUGCACUGUGCUGGUAAAAGCUUGCAAAAUCUAGUAGCGCUCCACCACUAUGCUGUCACUGGAGAUUUCGACUUUGAACGAACGAGCUUGUUCUGUUUGUUGAGCAUUCCUGUUCCUUAGGGUGCAACCUUUUUGGACACGUAUUCUGUCACAGAGACUGAUGACUUGUGGUAAGAGACUCUGAGCACAUGAUCUGUAUCGGUUUUCCUUGACAUGGACAAAUUUUCUUUUUGUAUUUAUGGCCUCCAUGGUUGUGUAAAUGUUAAUUUAAUAAGUUAAAAAUUUGUUCUUGUUCACUGGAAUACGUACAUGCAAUUCUUUUUUUC
Oryza sativa Japonica Group (Japanese rice) is the source of this 3169-nucleotide messenger RNA. Its product is annotated as filament-like plant protein 7. The record is from RefSeq and is a predicted model, not a curated record. NCBI's taxonomy places the organism in Eukaryota, Viridiplantae, Streptophyta, Magnoliopsida, Poales, Poaceae.